AUGCCUAGCCUCGAAACCCCGGGCGAGUUUUUGCGGCAUGCUUUACUCGAUACAGUAGUACCUCAUGCUGCGAAUUUCGACGUUGGAAGGUCAUUGACCGCAGCAUUGGAGGACGGAGCGGACGAUCUACCCUCAAUUCUCUCCUCGAUAUGUCAAAGGUCUCUACUAUUCUUUGACGAGUCACUCCCUGUACGCAUUAUCUUGCGACUGUCGAACUGUACGGAUCAAUUCCUGAAGCACUACCUCCCGCGUCUCGAAGUCCGACUGGAUGUGUUUGCAGUCGACCCUGCCGAGACUGUGGUGGACAACCCGUCGCAAGCUCGAGAAAUCAUCUUUUCUGGAUCUGUCGAUCCGCGAGAGGAGCCCUUGGUGAUAUUCAACGAGUUUGAUUGCGAGGAAGGAACGGGAAACCACGUAUACCUAAUCUGGAACAUAGAAGCCUUCUUGAAGCGGCCCCGUAAUCGUCUCUCGAACCCAUCACUGCUGUUCAUCGCUUCAACGAGUCUCAAUCCUUCCGAAACUACACAACAAGAGUAUCCCGACGAUGAUUACCUUCCUCCCCUCGUGCCCGCCUCAACAAAUGUGUUCCAAUCUUUAUCAGGUGACAGAUCGCUCGCCCAGAAAGAGCCCUUUCUUCCUGCUUCGAGAUUGCUGCGUGUUGUACCAACGACAGCCUCGGAGGACCCUAUCUACAACGUCCGGCAGCAACACGGGCGACCAUUUCGUGUUGUUCCAGCAGCAAGUGCUAGGAUCCGUUACUCUCGAUUGAAUAUCUACAGUGGUCUUCCAACUACCGUUGCGAGCCUCGAUUUCGAGGUGACCCCCUACCUGAGCUGCGAUGUUGUUUUCGAUCAAGCAGAGGUUCGUUUGUCAGAAGGCACCCUUGAGGAUUUGUCCGCCGUACAGGGUCUUAAGCUUCCGUUGGCCUGUCGUCCCCGAGAUGACGUGACUCUCAUGUACAAACUUACGCCGGAAUACGGGCCAGAGACGAAUCUUUCAUCGACUGCCAUGAUGAGCAUGCUGGACAUCUCACUCGGAGCAGUCAUUCUUCUGGCUGACGACUGCAAGCCUCGUGUCACCAUGCAGUGGCGCACUAAUGUCGACUUCUCAUUGCCACUAAACCCUAUCUUCGGAGGUCCAAGCCAGGCAUUGCAGAGGAAUAACCGGCCCACCAGCCUGCCCAUGCCCCAGGCCAAUGUGGGGACGGGGUCGCAUCCCAAUAGUCGUCCAUCGCUUCGAGAGCGCGCGUACUCGGUCACUGGCGCAGGGGUGACCAUUUCCUUUUCUGGUCCCACUCGCGUUCCGGUUGGGAUACCCUUCUCGUGGGAUGUAUUUAUCGUCAAUCGUUCAACUGCACCGCGGAAGUUCGCACUCAUUGCAAUUCCUCGCCGAAAACGGGUUGACCCGAGAGGGCAUGUAGCGCGGCCGUCAUCAUCGUCAAUCGCAAGUCGAAAGGAAGACCUUGUAGCAGAGGCUGUCACAGAUGAGAAUAUCGUGCACGCGAAGCAAAAGGCCAUCAUGGGUCAGGAGGCGGAAUUGAUUAGUUUGAGCACUGACAUUCGGGUUGGCCCUCUCUUACCCGGCACCUGCCACUCUACGGAGCUGAAACUCUUACCUCUCGCGACUGGUCCUCUUCAUUUGGAAGCUGUCCGCCUAGUAGAUUUGAACACAAAUGAGACAACGGACAUUCGAGAUUUGCCAGAUAUUCUCGCCGACGAGCAGCUGCGCACAGGCUCGUGA
Molecule: messenger RNA, 1740 nt
Organism: Penicillium diatomitis
Lineage: Eukaryota; Fungi; Ascomycota; Eurotiomycetes; Eurotiales; Aspergillaceae
Product: TRAPP trafficking subunit Trs65 domain-containing protein
Exons: 4
Coding region: 1-1740 (579 amino acids)
Biological process (GO): intra-Golgi vesicle-mediated transport
Cellular component (GO): TRAPPII protein complex; trans-Golgi network
Source: RefSeq, a predicted model, not a curated record